Messenger RNA from Tripterygium wilfordii, 363 nucleotides. RefSeq lists its product as uncharacterized. Lineage: Eukaryota; Viridiplantae; Streptophyta; Magnoliopsida; Celastrales; Celastraceae. The record is from RefSeq and is a predicted model, not a curated record. The transcript is spliced from 2 exons. Bases 1 to 363 code for a protein of 120 amino acids.
AUGGUUGACAUGUCUGCACAAAAUGCCAAGUCACGGGACAUAUUGGCAGAGUUGAAAAAGCGAGAUUCGAACAACGUGAGCACCAUCAGAAUCAUAUAUAAUGCACACAAGAAGCACAUGACCUCUGAGAGAUCGGGUCAAUCACAAAUGCAAGUUGUAUUCUCAUUCCUCAAAGACCAAGAAUACUUUUUUGAUUAUCGAGCAAACCAUGCAACCAAUGAGCUCGAAGAUUUGUUCUUCGCACAUCCUGGCUCGCUAGAUCGAUUGUAUGCAUUCCCACACGUAUUGUUGAUAUAUGCGACAUGUCAGACCAACAGAAAGUUGGACAUAUCUGUCAAUUUUGCUGAAUGCCUCUCAUUGUGA